Messenger RNA from Thunnus maccoyii (southern bluefin tuna), 5079 nucleotides. RefSeq names its product ATP-binding cassette, sub-family B (MDR/TAP), member 11a (gene abcb11a). NCBI's taxonomy places the organism in Eukaryota, Metazoa, Chordata, Actinopteri, Scombriformes, Scombridae. Gene Ontology annotation, biological process: transmembrane transport. Gene Ontology annotation, cellular component: membrane. Gene Ontology annotation, molecular function: ABC-type transporter activity; ATP binding; ATP hydrolysis activity. Bases 282 to 4229 code for a protein of 1315 amino acids. The record is from RefSeq and is a predicted model, not a curated record. The transcript has 28 exons.
CACGUUUUUCUUAAUCUUUAGAGAGAAAGACAUUCUUUGCAAGAGCUCCUAGAUAUAUUUGAUCUGUUAAUUGUUAAAAACAGAGUGAAAUGCCUAAAUUUCACACUUAUAUGCCACAAGAAAGAAAGAAGAAGACAAAUACAACCUCAAAAGAGCAACAACAACAAUCACAAAAAAACAAACAAACAAAGGCUACAGUGAACAAUAGUGACCAGAGGAACAGACACAAGGACAAAACCAGGAUAAUCUACAUCUAAGUUGCCAAGUGAGGACACGAAGACAUGAAGAAAUCGAUCAAAUUUACGACAACACCGGGUGCAGAUGACGGAGCAUGCAACGAGGAUGGAGAUGAAGAAAAGAAUAAAGAGAACACAUUGAGUGUUGGAUACUUUCAGCUGUUUCGAUUUGCCACCUGGAAAGACAAUGUGUUGAUGGUAGUGGGGAGUUUGUGCGCACUCAUACACGGUGCAGCCUCACCUCUCAUGCUUCUGGUGUACGGCAUGAUGACCGACACAUUUGUGGCUUAUGAACUUGAGGUCCAAGAACUGAAAGACCCAAACAAGGAGUGCAACAACAACACCAUCUAUUGGAAAAAUGGCUCCAUUUAUGAAACACCUGAAAACAGAACAGUCUACUGUGGGGUGAACAUUGAAGGACAGAUGACAAAGUUUGCAUAUUACUAUGUUGGAAUUGGAGUAGCAGUUCUGUUUGUUAGCUAUUUUCAGAUCACUCUCUGGGUGUCAGUCGCUGCAAGACAGAUUCAGAGAAUCCGAAAGACUUAUUUCCGAAAAGUAAUGCGAAUGGAGAUUGGAUGGUUUGACUGCAACUCUGUUGGUGAACUGAACACACGGAUAUCAGAUGAUAUCAACAAGAUCAACAGUGCCAUUGCUGAUCAGGUGUCUAUCUUCAUUGAGAGGCUCUCUACGUUUGUGUUUGGCUUCAUGGUUGGUUUCAUGGGUGGGUGGAAGCUGACUUUGGUGGUCAUUGCAGUGAGCCCGCUGAUUGGUAUGGCUGCUGGACUGAUGGCUAUGGCUGUUGCCAGACUGACAGGACAAGAGCUGAGGGCCUACGCAAAGGCAGGGGCAGUGGCUGACGAGGUCCUAUCGUCCAUCAGAACAGUAGCAGCGUUUAGUGGGGAGGAAAAGGAAGCUGAAAGGUAUGACAAAAACCUUGUGGAAGCUCAGAACUGGGGUGUGAAAAAGGGCAUGAUCAUAGGAGUGUUUCAAGGAUACCUGUGGUGCAUCAUUUUCCUUUGCUACGCUCUGGCCUUCUGGUAUGGGUCUAAAUUGGUCAUCGACACCAAGGAGCUGUCUCCUGGUGGUCUAAUUCAGGUGUUUUUUGGAGUACUCAUGGCAGCUGUGAACCUGGGUCAGGCCUCACCGUGCCUUGAGGCCUUCGCUUCUGGUCGUGCUGCUGCGAAGGCCAUCUUUGACACGAUUGACCGGGAACCAGAAAUUAAUUGUUUCUCAGAGGAUGGUCACAAAUUAGAUAAAGUAAAAGGUGACAUUGAGUUCCACAAUGUCACUUUCUACUACCCAUCCCGACCUGAAGUCAAGAUUUUAAAUGAUCUGAGCAUGCAGAUCAAAGCGGGAGACACUACUGCUUUUGUUGGACCAAGUGGAUCCGGAAAGAGCACCACAGUCCAACUCAUCCAGAGGUUUUAUGACCCAAAGGAAGGAAUGGUGACUUUGGAUGGACAUGACAUCCGAAGUUUAAACAUCCAGUGGCUCCGCUCUCUCAUUGGUAUUGUGGAGCAGGAGCCAGUGCUGUUUUCUACAACCAUUGCAGAGAACAUCCGCUAUGGUCGACCUGGAGUAACCAUGGAAGACAUUAUCCAGGCCACAAAAGAGGCUAAUGCCUAUAAUUUUAUUAUGGACCUGCCACAGAAAUUUGAUACCCUGGUGGGAGAAAGUGGAGGUCAGAUGAGUGGAGGACAGAAGCAGAGGAUUGCUAUUGCUCGAGCUCUGAUCCGAAACCCCAGGAUCCUGCUGCUGGAUAUGGCGACAUCAGCCCUUGACAAUGAGAGUGAGGCUGUUGUCCAGGAAGCACUGGAUAAGGUGCGUAUGGGCAGGACCACAAUUUCUAUAGCCCACCGUCUUUCCACAAUUAGGAAUGCAGAUGUCAUCAUCGGAUUUGAACACGGACAGGCUGUGGAGAAGGGAACACACAGUGAGCUGCUAGAGAGGCAGGGCGUCUACUUCACCCUGGUCACCCUUCAAAACCAAGGCACAUCCAACACAGCUAAUGGUGCUGACAGUGAAGCUGUUGAAGAGGACUUUGAUCUUAGAGUGAGGAGUUUUAGCCGUGGAAGCUGCAAAUCCAGUAAAAGGAGUUCUGUUCGACUGCGAUCUCAGAGCACAUUGUCCAAUGAUUUUGUUCCUGACGCAAUAUCAGGCAGCCUCAAGGUCCAUUUGGAUGAGGAUAUCACUCCAGAAAAUCAGAUAUGUGAGGAUGAUGCAGAUGGACAUGCAGAGCCUGCCCCAGUAGUGCGUAUCCUGAAGUACAACCAACCAGAGUGGCCCUACAUGCUCCUGGGUUCUCUAGGAGCUGCCAUCAAUGGCUCUGUCAAUCCCAUUUAUGCUGUCCUGUUCAGCCAAAUUCUCGGGACUUUUGGCAUACGUGAUGUGAACGAGCAGAGGGAGCAGAUCGAUGGGAUAUGCAUUCUAUUUUGCAUUGUGGCUGUGAUUAGUUUCUUUUCGCAGUUUUUACAGGGAUAUGCUUUUGCUAUGUCCGGAGAGCUGCUGACACGCCGCCUGAGGAAAGUGGGAUUCCAGGCCAUGCUGAAACAGGAGAUCGGCUGGUUUGAUGACCCCAGAAACAGCCCCGGAGCUCUGACCACCAGAUUGGCCUCUGAUGCAUCCAUGGUCCAGGGGGCAACAGGAUCUCAGAUUGGCAUGAUUGUUAACUCGCUGACCAGCAUCGGAGCCUCUUUCAUUAUCGCCUUCUACUUCAGUUGGAAGUUAACUCUGGUAAUCAUGUGCUUCUUGCCACUCAUCGGGCUGUCUGGGGUAUUGCAAGCCAAAAUGCUGUCAGGUUUUGCAAAUGAAGAUAAAAACGCCAUGGAAGAAGCGGGUCAGGUAUCCAGCGAGGCUCUUGGUAACAUCAGGACCAUCGCAGGCUUGGCCAAAGAGAGCUCAUUUGUGGAAUCUUACGAGCAGAAACUUGAGCGUCCAUAUAAAUCUGCAAAGAAGAAAGCCCACGUCUAUGGGCUCUGUUUUGGCUUUGCCCAGUGUGUUAUCUUCAUGGCAUAUGCUGCGUCAUUUAGAUACGGAGGCUACCUGGUUAGCUCUGAAGGAUUACAAUAUAUGUUGGUUUUCAGAGUGAUCGCAGCUAUAGUAGUCAGUGGGACGGCACUGGGCAAAGCUUCCUCCUUCACCCCAGAUUAUGCCAAAGCUAAGACUGCUGCUGCUCAGUUUUUCAAACUGAUGGACCGAAUACCAAAAAUUGACAUGAGCCACACAGCUGGAGAGAAAUGGGAGAAAUUCAGAGGUGAAGUAGAGUUCCGCAAUUGCAAGUUCACCUAUCCAACACGACCGGAUAUCCAGGUGUUGAAAGGCCUGGUUGUGUCUGUGAAGCCCGGUCAGACUUUGGCGUUUGUUGGGAGCAGUGGUUGUGGGAAAAGUACCAGUGUUCAACUAUUGGAAAGGUUCUACGACCCUGAUGAAGGGCAAGUGUUGAUUGAUGGCCACCCGUCUCAUACAGUCAAUGUGCCCUUCCUAAGAUCUCAGAUUGGCAUAGUGUCUCAGGAGCCUGUGCUGUUUGACUGCAGCAUAGCUGAGAAUAUACAGUAUGGAGUUAACAUGCACAGUGUCAGCAUGGAAGAGAUUAUUGAGGCCUCCAAGAAAGCCUACCUCCAUGACUUUGUGAUGACGCUACCAGAUAAAUAUGAGACUCAGGUUGGUGCCCAGGGCUCCCAGCUGUCAAGAGGUCAAAAACAACGUAUUGCCAUUGCCAGGGCCAUUGUCAGGAAUCCUAAGAUCUUGCUACUAGAUGAAGCUACCUCUGCCCUGGACACAGAGAGUGAAAAGACCGUCCAGUCUGCUCUAGACGAGGCAAGAAAAGGACGAACCUGCAUCGUCAUCGCUCACCGGCUCUCUACUAUCCAGACUGCUGACAUCAUAGCAGUGAUGUCUCAUGGAGUUGUCAUAGAGCAAGGCACACAUGAUAAACUGAUGGCCACGAGGGGCGCCUAUUAUAAACUGGUCACAACAGGUGCUCCUAUCAGCUAGGUGUCUGCAGCCACAUAUGAUGUGCAUAUGAUGAAAAUCAUUUUUGUUUAGGCCUUAUUGUAGAUUUGAAUGAAUGUGAUGUUUUCUUGUGGUAUCACACUGAGAAAGUCUUUGAUGAGGCACUGAUGUUUUAUUCAUUGCCCUCAAAAAUUGUACAUAAAUCAUAGAAAUACUUUUUUUCAGUUGGCAUAAAAAAGAGUACAAAUUGCUCUCAUCUUCUGGAGAAUAUAUUUUUGUAAUCAUAUUUCAUUUUUCCUGGCCACAAAUAGAAACAUUUAUUGUAUAUUCAUUUGUUUAUGAACAGUUACAUUUGUAAAUGAAGGAGUAGAAUUUUUUAUGCACUUCUAUCCAUGUUCAUAUUGUUGGACUGUAAUUAUUGUUCUCAAUCAUUCUUCAUAAUCUAAAUCUUAGUAAAAAAUAUCAAACUAUACUGUUUCAGUUGGAAAGGACUGCUUCAAAAUAGUUUCUUGAGAGAUCUUUCUGGUGUUAUUUUAGUCAUAGCAACUGAUGCAGCCCUGAAAGGUUGUGUAAUACUCACCAACAACCCUGAUUUUGGAACAGCACUUGAUAGUAAGCAGUAUUUUUUCUCCAGCUCAAUGCCAAUGUUUUAAACUUCCACACAGUUUACAUUUGGGGUUUAAACAUCCACAAUGAGCUGGGGGGCAGUUUUGGACAGCAUAACAAAAUCAAAAAGAUUAUUUCUAACUGGAAAAAAAUGUGCUCAUUAUGGAUGAAUGAAUGAAAUAAAGGAUGUUGCUUUUUAGUUCCUGAUAUCUAAUUAAGUAUAUGUUUUUCUUGAGGAAGGAGUCAAAACAAUUAUAUGAGAUUGCGGGAUCCUAGACAAAAGUCA